AUGAAGCUGACGCCGGAACUUGUCGCGCGUUCGCAAUCGACGCUCUCGCCGCUCAAGGAUCGCGAGGUGAGCCUUGAAAGAUGUCGUGCGGGCGAAGAAAUGUCGAAGCUCACUUCCUGGCUUGUCAGCUUGAUCUUCGGGGUCUCAAAAUCCCGGCUAUCGAUAAUCUUGGUGUGACUAGAGUGAGUGCAGAGGCCACAUGAUGGUGUGAUAGGACACAUUCGCUCAGACGCUGCUGCUCUCCUCUUGAUAGGAUCAGAAUGACUCGAUAGAUCUCACAGACAAUGAUAUACGUGCGCUGGGCAAUCUCCCAUCGCUACCUCGCCUCACUCAGCUCGUACUCUCCAACAAUGUCAUCACCAGCAUUGCCCCAAAGAUCGCCAACGCAGCACCUGGCCUCAUCACCCUGGUCCUUACAAACAACCGCCUCGACGCCUUAGCAUCUCUUCAGCCGCUUGCAAGGUUUCCGCGACUAGAGUAUCUCACUUUGAUUGGAAAUCCUUGCACGCGCAAGCCGCACUAUAGGGAAUGGGUCAUAACGCGGUGUAGGCACGUGAGGGUACUGGAUUUCAAAAGGGUAAAGGAGAAGGUGAGUGCAUGCAACAUCCAGCUUCGCGCGCUUCGCGUCGGAUUCUGUACCUUAUGAACACGGCCGUCGUGCAAAAAACGUCGCCCUUACAGGAAAGGGCAUUGGCGAAAUCGCUCAUGGAGACGGAGGACGGCCGACCUUCGACUCUUGCUGCUUCCAUUGCUUCUUCAUCUAAGUUGGCGGUGCAGGCCACCGAUGCUGCAUCAGGCACCUUUGAACCAGGCUUUACCCAAAAACAGAAGGGUCAAGCAGGCAGAUUGAUGAGCGCAGAAGAGAGAAAAGCUUUGGAGGAAGCGAUAGACAGGGCUACUACUCUCGAAGAGGUCAAGAGGCUAGAGGAGCGCUUGCGGUUGGGCUAUACCAUUGAAGCUCCCAAACAGUCAUCUGCAGAUACAGAGAUAUGA
Ceraceosorus bombacis is the source of this 993-nucleotide messenger RNA. The record is from the annotation of a GenBank genome assembly. NCBI's taxonomy places the organism in Eukaryota, Fungi, Basidiomycota, Exobasidiomycetes, Ceraceosorales, Ceraceosoraceae.